GAGCAGCCUGAAUGGGGUUCCUGCUGAUUUAAUGGGCUCUAAGCUCCCUUUGGAGCAGAAGAGUCAUGGCCCUAGAAGAGGGAGUUUGCCCCUCUGCUACCAAGUUAGGAGAAUUUUGGAAUCUCCACCAAGAGACGUGCCAAGGAACUCAGGGGCUUGGGGGUCCAUCCUGGGACACACAAAUUAUUCUUCUCCUUCCAUGGAGAGAUCCAUCCUCUCCUAAUGGACCCUCUAAACUCACCAAUUUAGAGAGAAAUGCUGAAUCCCUGCUGCCAGCCACAAAACCCAGUGGAUCAGCUCACCUCAGAGUCCCAGGGAUAAGGCCAGAUAGAGCACCUCUGUGCACAUGCAAAAGCAAAUGGAAACACUAAAUUUCAAUCCCUACUCAAACAAUUUCUCCCCAAGACUACCUAUCACAGAAUGUUUAAGGUUCCCACCCUCUCAAACACACCUCAGGGGGCUUUUUUUUCACUCCAGCCACCCUUCACUGCAGUGACUGCCAGAACUCAAGCUAACUUUUAGGGCUCCAGUGCCAGGCCAGGAGUGGGGAACUGCCUCGGGAUGGGGAUUUACCAGAGGCACAACCUUUAGAGCCACUUGCUCUACGGUGCCAGACACGAGCCACGACAGGGACCAGGCAGAGGAGAAAGGAGGAGGCUCUCCAUCUUGAGGUUCCACAAGGAACAAUUUAUUCCAGGAGAAGGGAGCAGGACGAAAAGCCCCUUGCUCUAUUGUGCAAGGGGUUUUGUUCAGAUACAAGUCAGGGGGUGGAUACAAACAGGUAACUAAUAGGGAAUCCUCAGGGAAGAAGUGAGGGGAUUACAUCAAGUGUCUGGGGCCAGUUGGGGUAGGAGGGUGGAAAGGAUGGCUCACAUGGGCACAUGAGGCUUCCAGAGUAGAAUAAUUCCAAAGGGGCGUUGCAGACACGGAUUGACCUGAGGUUUGAGUGGCAGAGAAGGUUCAGGAACAAAAGGGGCCGGGUUGCCUUGACAGGCAGGGAAAGAGCUGGAACAAGGGGUGGGGAAUGGCAUGAGGGACAGCUUUGAGGGAGGGUAAAACCCAGGGGCAAACCAACUCGGGGAGAACAGGGGGGUAUGACAGAACUAAACGCUUAACAAGGAAUCAAUAAAAUAAAAUCAAACUGCAACACUUCACUACAACCAGAGCCACGGCCUGGAAUGAAAGCAUCUUUCCAUGUACCGAAUCUAUAGAGAGGCUGAUUGCUUUCUGUGAGCAAGAUUUCCCUCUCAAGAGCAGUACAGUCCUACCAAGAUUUUACCAAAAGAUGGAUGGGAAAGCUCCCCGACUCUGACUGUCGCCUUGGGCCAGUCCCAGUCCUCUGUGGCGGUGUCCUCACGGCCUUGUGUUGCAAGAGGAAAAGGAAAGAAAACCUGGUACUGAUUGUUUCCCUGUCUCAGACCACCUGGGUGGGAGGUUGGAUCUUCUCCCAGCAGCUUAUUCCAAGCUUUACAGAUCCUUUGUUUAUUCUCUCCAACUCUGCUACAAUUUGUGUGACCAUUCAAGGAGCCUGUAACUCUCAGAGCCCAAAAACAAAAGGAAGAGGUUGGACCCAUCAACUGAAAAUCAAAACAGCUCUGAAUUUCAGAGCAGGUCUAAGCUUGCUCUUCAUUUACAGUUAAUCCUUAGAGCAACAAAGGCAAGUGAUCCCCAGGCGUAUGAGCCAUGUCUGACAAGAAAGACUCCAGGCCCUGCCACCACUGCAAGAGCAGGUCAGCAUCAGUCCCAACAGACACCUCCAUUAUCCACUAUGAGAAGUUCUGGCUGUACCGUCACUGCUCUUCGGUGCAGCAGAGGGACCAGCAAGCUCAGAAGGCUGGGCAGCUCUUCUCAGGGCUGCUGGCCAUGAACGUGGUGUUUCUGGGCAGCGCCUUCAUCAGCAGCAUGAUCUUCAACAAUGUGGCCAUCACUCUGGCAGACGUCUGGAUCUUCCUCUCCAUCCUCAAGGUCUUGUGCGUGUUCUGGAUUAUUUACUACCUGGUGGGCACCAGCCGGCAGCCACAUGCGGUGCUCUACCGGGACUCCCACGCCGGAGCUAUCUGGGUUAGGGGUUCAGUGCUGCUGUUUGGCAGUUGCAGCGUCCUCCUGAACGUGUUUCAGAUUGGCUACAGCACAGUCCUCGUCCAGUGCAAAUCCAAGGUGGAAAUUGUGUUCCCUGUCAUUGGAAUCCUUUUUAUUUGCACUCAGGCUUACUUUCUGUGGCAUCACUCUAAGGACUGCAUUCAAGUCCAGCACAACUUCACCAGGUGUGGGCUGAUGGUCACCAUAGCCACCAACUUUCUUGUCUGGCUCCUGGCCGUGACCAAUGACACCCUGCACAUGGAGAUUGAGUCUCAGCUGCGCGAGGUGGAGCGGCGAUUCUCAGGCAAUGAGACUGCCUUGUGCACAUGCCCAAACACGACCGUCUGCAAAAUCUUCCAGAAGGGCUACAUCCUGCUCUACCCCUUCAACACUGAGUACUGCCUGGUCUGCUGCUCCGUGCUCUACGUCAUGUGGAAGAACGUGGGGAGACGCAUCAGCCACCACCACACCCUGGAUACCAAGCCCAAAUUCAAGCUCCAUGGGGUGGUCUUUGGGCCAGUGCUGGGCACCAGUGCUGUAAUCAUUGGUGCUUGUAUCUUCAUGAUGUACCAGAUCCAGGCCACCAGCUUAGACCCCAGCCGCCACGUCUUUGUGAUCUAUUAUUCCUACUAUAUUGUGCUCCUGCCCCUGAUGUGUGCGGGUGCUGUGAUUGGGACAAUCAUCCAUGCCUUGGAAAAAAAGGAGCUGGACACGGUGAAGAACCCAACCCGCAGCCUGGACGUGGUCCUGCUGAUGGUGGCGGCUCUCGGCCAAAUCUGUAUGUCCUACUUCUCCAUUGUGGCCCUGGUGGCCACCAACGCCAAGAACCCGCUAAACAGCCUCGCCCUGGCCUACUCUGUCCUCCUCAUCUUUCAGAACAUCACCCAAAAUGUUUUUGUCAUCGAUGGGCUCCACCGGCGGCACAUUGUAGCAGCAGCUGAGGCCAAACAUGCCGGACGCUCCGAGCAGUACACGGUGGCUGUAGAGCUGCCUGGGGAAGAGGAGACCACGCUGAGCAGCAAACAGGAGCACAGCCAGACACCUCCUGGCAAGGAGGAAGACACUAAGGAAGAGCAAAAUCAAGAAGCCAACAGCCAGAGACGAAUGAGCAUGCUGGAGCUGGGACAGGAGAUCCGGAAAGCUUCCCUGUCCUACAUCCAUACCUACUCUCACCUGAGCUGGAAGAGAAGAGUAUUGAGGGAGAUCUCGUUCUUCUUAGUUUUGUGCAACAUCAUACUGUGGGUCAUACCAACGUUUGGGGCUCACCCCCUCUUUGAGAAUGGAAUGGAAAGGUCGUUUUACGGCUACUCCACCUGGUUUGUGAUCGUGAACUUCGGACUCCCCUUUGCUGUGUUUUACCGCAUGCACUCAGUCGGGGGGCUCCUGGAGGUCUACGUGACAGCCUGAGCCAAGCUGGACCCCCACCCCAGGGGCUGGGGAGAAUCAGUGAUGCUGAACAAAGAUGCAGUAAGCAGUAGAUAUGCAUAUCGAAGCUUCUAAGACUUUUUCCCUCCAGCUUCUGCUUGGACUUCUUGUACAACAUCACAGUGAAUUUAAGAGGUUCUUUAAUAUUAUCCUUUUCCACCAUAGAGAAUAGACUCAAAGCCCAUAAACAAGCUCUCACUGCUCUCAGGAAUCACACAUGCAGUCAGCAGUCUGCCAGUGGAUACUGUUUGGCAGCAAAUGGGACUUUAACAACUCCUAUUGAGAUCUUCCAGAUAAAAGAAUGCAAGGGCAACCUUCAGCAAAAGCAAUGAAGACUGGCCUACACCAAUUCAGAAAAUCAAAAGCAAUCAAAAAAUAAAAGCUAUUACAUGACCUUGCCUUACUGAGAAUAAACACUACUUCUUCCUACAGGCACUCCCAGAGCCUCAGGUGGGAAUCAUUAGGGAGGUACUGUGGGUGAUCUUCACACACCAUGGAUGAUGUUAUCACUGGUGUGGACUAGCCAAGGUCCCAUCCUUGUACAAGGGCUAGUUCAAGAUCAAGUCACUGCCACAUCCACUGUGAAUCUUUCCCCACCCCAACACGUUGGCCCUUGCUGCUGCCUUGCACACUCACAAACCUUUCUCGAGGCUACCAUGCACAAAGGAAGGCAGCCACAGUGAGGUGCCUGAUCAAAGACCCAUUAGGAUGUGUUCCAUAAGGAUGCUUGCUUUGAAAGCAUGUGGGAGAGCAAGGGGCUUGUGACUAUGGGUCCUAAAUCCAGAGCCUGAUGAACCAAAAUAAAGAGAUUGAAUUUU
Messenger RNA from Haemorhous mexicanus (house finch), 4322 nucleotides. It is a transcript of the gene OTOP3, whose product is annotated as otopetrin 3. Gene Ontology annotation, molecular function: proton channel activity. The transcript has 7 exons. Gene Ontology annotation, biological process: proton transmembrane transport. The coding region runs from base 1684 to 3486 and encodes 600 amino acids. Lineage: Eukaryota; Metazoa; Chordata; Aves; Passeriformes; Fringillidae. The record is from RefSeq and is a predicted model, not a curated record. Gene Ontology annotation, cellular component: membrane.